Molecule: messenger RNA, 5185 nt
Organism: Erpetoichthys calabaricus (reedfish)
Lineage: Eukaryota; Metazoa; Chordata; Cladistia; Polypteriformes; Polypteridae
Product: dynein axonemal assembly factor 8
Exons: 32
Coding region: 130-5109 (1659 amino acids)
Molecular function (GO): dynein complex binding
Source: RefSeq, a predicted model, not a curated record
GAGUCUCGAAAGGUAGUUUUAUCCUUGAAGGCAACGAUAAACACGGUUCAUGCUUAUUCGUAAAACGCUGCAGCAUCUAGCAGGUGCAUAAGUAAACGUGGGAAAACCUGAAGAGAUCAAACCUAGAAAAUGGCUACCAAAGACUGGCACCUCUUGGGGGAUUCUGCGCUAAGUGGUGUUCAGCUUCAAGAGCAGCGGAGCGGUCAGCCAAACUGGGAAUCCAUCUUCACAAACAUCGACACCCGUGUCCCUUCUCUUGAUUCUGACAGCUCUUUGUCUGACUAUGAAGAGAGUGACGUGCAGGUAUUUCACCGUAAGCCGGCCACGCUGAUUACUGGGCCCAUGAAGAGUCCACCUCUGCUGGAGGUAAUUGACACAGUGGACAUUUUAGAUGUUCCUAAGACACCUGAGAUCACUGGAAAGACCAAAGAUCUCAACCAAGAGGAAAUAUUAACCUUAAAUGGUCCUCAUCUUCAGGACCUUCUUAACUCUGAGCAGCCCCUUGCUGACAUGAUGGCUGAGCUGUCUGGGACUUCAGCACAGUCACUGCAGAUUCACAUGGAUAAAGCACCGGCGUGCAAUGAGAUUUCAAGAGGGUCUGUUGAUCUGAGUCCUUGGGGGACAGCAGGGAAUGUGAGCUUCACGCCAGAGGGGAGCCAAGAUGGUUCUGGAGACCCCUGCAGAAACAUUGAGGAAGACUUCUCAUCAUUGGCUCAGACAUCAUAUGACAGAUGUGACGUGUUAGAAGGCAAAGAAGAGCAUCCAGGACCGGACAAAGUGUCCAGUUCAGCAGCCACUGAAGGCAAGGAUUCAGUGAUUCAGUCAGAAUCGGAGAGAAGAUGCAAGUCCAAGGAAUCAGAUCAAAACAAUGGUUUGCCUGUUUUAUCCCUCCAGUUAUUAGAUAAAUGGGACCUUGAUGAAGUUUUGCAUGCUUUGAAGGAGAAGGCCCAUUCUUCCUGCGAUGCAACGCCAAGUCCAGUCUUGCCAGAGGACCCAGGGCAUUCUGGAGAAUGUGCUCAUGGGGACUUGAUGGAGAAGUUAACUGAUUUUUGUCGAAAGCAGUCUGGAGGGCAAAUGGAGCUAGAUGAAGACCUGAUCACUACCAGAGGUCUCUUUCCUUCUUUGCUUACAGAGGAACAUGCGGUUUUGAGAGACAGGUUGUCUUUGAAAUCUCCAUUUUCUGAAACGGAGCAAAUUAAAGGAGAGAAACUGAGUCAACCAAAGAAAAAUCGUCGACCUACUGUCUACGUUGACCUGCGAAAUGCAAAACCAACCGGUCGGUUCAGUCGCACUGAGCCUAAGGAAUACUUGGCAAUCCGUGAAGUCAAAGCAGAAAGCAGGUGCAGCGUUUCAUCGUCGUCAGAUGAGGAGGAGUCGAGUGACAUCCAUGCCGCACAGACAAUUUUACUUACAGGAAAAAGCAUUCUGCUUCAGAAACUUAAGGAGGCAAAUAAAGAAAAUGCUGCAAAUGCGUUAAAUUUUAGUCAAAAAAAGCCAUUUUGUGAUCCCAAGAAGCCCAAGGAAGGACUGAUCUUGCCGAGCAGCAAGAGGAGAAAAAAGUGCAGCAGAAGUGAAAUGGGGACAACGAAUGACCUGACGUGUCCGCGCCCCAUGGCAGAGGACAAGAAGCACGUUAAUGGAGCGGCUGAGGAGAAGCUUCCAAAAAAGGAACCACCGGGUCGAGAUCCUGCCUUGAAUGAUGACACAAGAAGCUCUGCAGUGAUUAAUGGCAUUAUGGAUUCCACAAAUUUGAGGCAGAAAGAGAACGCCAAGCGACAAGCACACCGGCAGCGUCUGCACAGUCAUCUGGAGAGCCUGAAACCAAAACGCUCCGUGUGUGGCAGACAGGCAGCCGCACAGACAACUGAGCUUCUGUAUGACCCGGAAGCCUCGUUUUCUCCUUUCAUACACACUUUGCCUCCAGACAUUGGGAGCAGAGAAACUCUGCUGCUGACCAUUCGCCUUUCAAAUCCGGGGCAGGCAGCAGCCAUUGGCCAGACCACUGCCAGCAGCCUAGAUUCAGUCUUGAUGGGAUGCAAUGUCUACAAUGCUUUGCUCACCUGGCUCCUUUCUUUGAAUGAAACUCCAUCUUGGGGCCAAGCCAAAUCUGCAGACGUUGACCAAGUGGCUCCUUUUUGGGUGGCUGGAAUUCAGCAGCUCUGGAGAGAGGAAGGCUUGGCACUCUACGUGUGUGCAGCGUCGCAUGAAGGAGGACACCGGCAAGGCCAGCAUCGUGGCAGGCCAGCACGUCACCGUGAGGAGGAGAAGGCAUCUUCUCUGUUUUACCAGCGAGUCUCCAAAUUCUUAUCCAAAACGUCCUUGUGCAGUGUGAUCCCGUGGGCAGAGGAGCUCAAGUGGCAUCUUGCCAAGCAGGCUCACUUCAUUGGCGUUGACCUGCCAGCGGCACGACUGAGCAGCUUCAUCGCCAUCAAUCCUGACAAAAAGGCUGUGGGAAGCGUGUUUGACGUGCCAGUUGGAUUUUACUGGCAGACCAUUGAGACCGAAGAAGAAAUUUGUGUGACAUCAGGUGAAGCUGAAGACAGGCAGCAUUUGGAAAUGGAGGUUGCUAUGACUCUGGCAUCCAAAGCAUUCUUUAGGGAGCCACUGGCAACUCACCAUACUUUGCAACUGAUGCUAAUGUCAAGCUUGGACAUGUGUGGUCUCCGCUUGUUGUACCCUCCACAUGAGCCUUUCUUAUCCAGUGCAGGAAAGCUGUGCACAAAUCUAGACCAACAGGAGAGGCCCCAGCCGGUCCUGGCCCUCGCUUUCAGGGGUCCAAGGGCCAUCUCUGUCUGGCAGGAUAUAGCAGGGCCUUCUGACUCUGUGCUGGCUGGCAUGACUGAUCCAAAUUCCAUCAAUGCCAUGUACUGCCCUCCAGACCAAGCUUUCUUCUACUCUCCUCGCCUAGGCAGCCACAUCCAGUCGGAGCUGUGCACAUGGUUUGGGGGACGUGUCCCCGAAGAUGGCAUUAUUAAGGUUGGAUUGCAGAAUGACAAGAGGCUUCCGGUAUCCAGGUCUGAUGUCCACAGCAUGGAGAGCACAGCAAGGCCCCCCGCAGCCCUCAUCGCCAUAACUGAAGCUGAUAUAUUCCUCGUGGUGUCACCUAUCAUCCCGGCCUUGUGCUUUGGAGACGUGUUGCUCGCGUGCAGCAGGUGUGGUUUCCGGCUGCGAGGAGUGAAGCGAGUGCCGCUAUCCACUAAGCGAGCCCAAGCACUGGGAAUAUCGAGUCACAAGAUGUCUGCAUUUUGCACUGCUCCAUCCUACACUGGUUCAUCCGAAGACGAGCCCAGAAUGAAGCUGACCGCUCACUGCCUGUUUAUUCUGUUACGGCGAGAGAAUGCCCUGCACCACAGCGCCAGCCUUAUCACUGGAUUAAUGAACGAGUUUUCUGAACAAGGGUUGCUUGCCACUGUUUGUAGAAGAUUCUCCUUCGAAGCCGGACUAGAACCUGGACUGUGCUUCCACACGCUUCCCUACAAUGAGGUCAUCUUGCGCACUUUGGGUGGCACUCUGUGGGCAGUGCCUGACUGUGGAAGUGUACUCAUGGACAUGCUGUCGGUGCGCACUUUCUCCUCAAAACCCGAACUUGAACAAGUUGUCAUCCUUACACUGACAGGCCAGAACAUAAGCAGACCUGGAAACUUUUUUCUUCGUAAAAUUCUAAGAGGGGAUUCCCCCCUGGAAGCAGCUCUUGAAGGUGGUGGGUUUGAACUGCUAGGCCUAAAGUGGUUGCCCACCCUUUCAUUGCCCCUUGCCCGAGAACUGACACCAUUUGAAGUGGGUGACAAGCAGUGGCAAGACAGCGUGGCAAGAUUGGCAUCCAGCUCUGCUUUGGUAGUGGCACUGAGACGUGUCAAUGGCUUUGCUGUCCUCCGAGAGCUCCUGCAGGAUUCAUCUAACGGGCUGGAGAAGCUGAUGUCACCCACCCCUGAGUUGGCCUUCCGCCAGGCUGCCCUCUUCUUUACUGAGCAAGAACUUCUUUCAGAUGACUUCGCUCGUCCUUUACUGAAGUUUCUGCCACCCGCAAACAAGCUCGGCUGUUGCCUGGCAAAAAGAAACCGCGUUUUACAGGCCGAGUCCAUCUUCAAGUACAUGGUGAACAGUGCCGAGAUGCUGUACACUGUGAUGUUUCUCAAGCCAACUGUUUGGUUUCGGUCACUUGGCAAAAUCCUCUGUAAGGUGGAACAUGAAGGCUUCCACCUGGUUGGACUCAAGGUGCACCGUUUGGACCAGCAAAGCGCACUGGCACUGCUUACUCCUGCACAGCUGCAGAACCCCUCAUUUGUGGAGUCCCAGGUGGAGUAUCUGACCUCAGCCCCAUCUCUGAUCCUUUGUCUUCAAAGAGAGAAUGCGGUCAAGAGGCUGCUGGAUCUUCUAGGACCUGAAGAUCCCCUGCAGGCUCGAAAAGAUGACCAGUUCCUUUGGAGGGCCCAAUAUGGCACAGAUUUACUCCACAAUGGCAUUUAUGGAUCGCCAUCCUACAGUAAGGCUGUGAAGGACGUAAAGCUCUUCUUCUCAGAAGGCAUAUGCUGCAAAGAAACUCUGCUAAUGGAACAAGAAGAGAUUCGGUGCGCAGCAUCUGAUCUGCUUAUCAAGACUGAGCACUUGUGCAGCUGCAGCCCAGCAAAGAAACAUAUUAUUGCAACUAUGGAAGCGUCCCCAGCCCGCAAUGCCCUUUGCCAGACAACAUGUCUGCUUAUUUCCACAUGCAUCCUGUGCACACCCCAGCCUUCCCUCCACAUCCAGCUGCUCCAACAACUGUUUCUCAAAGGCUUCAGCUUGGUGGGUGGGCGUCUGUGCCAUCUUGACAGAGCACAGGGACAGCUUGUCGCAGGCGUGCUGAGGUCAUUCCAGGAGCAGUUUGCAGUGACUGCCAUGCUUUCCAAAAGCCCUUGUCUCAUACUGGCAUUGCAGAGAGAGAAUGCAGUGACCUGUUUUGACUCCAUACUUGACAGUAUUUGCUGGGAGAAGCCAGAGCUGGAGCGAAUCAGGCAGUCGCUGCUGUUUCCUCAAAAUGAAACCCAGGCCAAUAAGCUGCUGUGCUGCCUUUUUGAAUCCUGCUGUAGCACGGGCAACAGCACUCACUCAGGUCCCUGGACUCCAGCAUGAGGACCACACAAGACUGCCAGAGGAAUUUGUAAUUUUUGUAAACAAUAAAUUUAUUUAAGACAUAAUCAUCACAUCA